This is a messenger RNA of Macadamia integrifolia, 1029 nucleotides long. Its product is annotated as DEAD-box ATP-dependent RNA helicase 12-like. The transcript has a single exon. Bases 544 to 1014 code for a protein of 156 amino acids. The record is from RefSeq and is a predicted model, not a curated record. Lineage: Eukaryota; Viridiplantae; Streptophyta; Magnoliopsida; Proteales; Proteaceae.
CCUCCCCCCUUUUUCUCUCUCUAAACCAGGUGAGGUUUAGCGGUCGAUAGUUAUGGUGGUUCGUUCACUUUCAGCUCUCUCUCUCUCUCGCUGUCUCAAUUUUGCUUUCUCUACAGUGGAUUUGCCCUUUAUUUUAAUUAGGUAAGUACAGGGCCCCAUCGAAUUUUCUACUCCUUUUUUUAAGAUUUUUAUUUUUUAUUUUGGAACAACAGGAUUAAUCUCUUUCACACCAACUCCUCGAUCAGUUGCUUACAUCUUAGGGAAGGGGUUUAAAUUAGUGAAAACGGUGGGUGGGUUAAGCACCAAUAAGGUCAUAAUCAAGGAGAAGGAGAAAACAAAUAUUAUUUUUGAAGGGAAUUUUUGAACUUUGUAGUUUUGUUUGAUUUCUCUCUGUUCGAUUACUUCCCCAUCUUUGAUUUGAUAAGAUGAGUUGAGGUUGUGAAUAGAAAAAAAGAUCCAUGGAUUAAGAAGAAUGUUUCAUGAAGAUGAUGAUGAUUUAGAUCAAGGAAAAAGAGAAAAAGAAAAGUUCACCGUAGAAAUUUAAUGGAAUUGAGAGGUCAACAAGACAAGGAAAUAGGGAUCCCAAUAAGCUCCUUGAGUUAUAAUCCUCCCAUUCGAGAAUCAUCUUUAUCUUCAAAGGUAGUGAUCACACCGGCAGGAGGAGGAGGAGGAGGAGGAGGAGGAGGAGGAGGAGGUGGUGAAGAAAGAAGAAGAGAUGGGACUGGGAAUGGAAAUGGAACUUCAAUUCUCAACCCAUCAUCUCAAACCCUAGAUCAUCAUCGCCAUCUACGUCCCCAGCAGCAGCUUUUCCAGCAUCAUCGUCAUCAACAACAACAACAACAACUAGACCCAGAUCCAGUUCCAGUGGCUAUCUCUGUUGGUGGUGCAACUAGUUUAGCAGCAGUUGCAGGUGGAUCGAACUCGGCAAGAACACCAACAACCCCCAAGAGUUCCGUCACCGUCCGGUAUAGGGAACAGAGAGGGAGAGCGAGAGAGAGGUCGAUCGAGAUCUGAGCUUUUGCUUGCAGA